This is a messenger RNA of Camelus dromedarius (Arabian camel), 1658 nucleotides long. RefSeq names its product sperm associated antigen 7 (gene SPAG7). The transcript is spliced from 7 exons. NCBI's taxonomy places the organism in Eukaryota, Metazoa, Chordata, Mammalia, Artiodactyla, Camelidae. The coding region runs from base 668 to 1351 and encodes 227 amino acids. Gene Ontology annotation, molecular function: nucleic acid binding. The record is from RefSeq and is a predicted model, not a curated record.
CUGCCUGCACCCACCUCAGCCCCUUCCUGACUUGCCUUAUUUAUUUGUUGGACGCGUCUCUGAAUGUAUCCGCCUGGGUCCCACCUCUGCCUUCGCUGCGCGCGCGCCCCUCGUGUUUCAGGGCUGACCGUGCCCCCACCCCGACUCCGCAUGUUUGCGUCUGUUUUCUCCCUUUCUGGCCCUGUCUUCCCCCGUCACCCCGACCGACCUAGGCCGCCAAUCUCGGGGCCAAAGGGGGGGUGUAUAUAGGAACGCGUUGCGGAGUCCCGCCCCGUCCCCAAGGGGAGGGGGCUUGUACAUAAUGUAACAUACAGAGUAUAGUGAAGAAUCUAUUUAAGGCGCCGCGGGGAGGGCUGCACGGCCGGGCUUGUGGUACCUGGCGAGGCGGGGGCCUCCUGCCGGCUCCACGAGCACUUUCUACUUGUGCAUGGGCUUGGUUUCUACGAAUUGCCAUUAAACAUCGCUGCACCAGCCAGCCUCCGGCCUCUCUCUGCGGGGGACGGGGCGGGACUACGGCUGGCGGGAGGCUUUGGGCUCGCGGGGAUCCGGACAGCAUCGCGCCGGGGCGGGGUUGGCGCGUAGUUUCCCGCCUCCGACGUGUUUCCGGCCUUAAAGGCAUUUCGCCCUUCCCUUUAAGACGCACCGCCCCCUCUCAGUCACUCCCAAGAUGGCGGACCUACUGGGCUCCAUCCUGAGCUCCAUGGAGAAGCCACCCAGCCUUGGUGACCAGGAGACUCGGCGCAAGGCCCGAGAGCAGGCUGCCCGCCUGAAGAAACUACAAGAGCAAGAGAAACAACAGAAAGUGGAGUUUCGUAAAAGGAUGGAGAAAGAGGUGUCUGAUUUCAUCCAAGACAGUGGGCAGAUCAAGAAAAAGUUUCAGCCGAUGAACAAGAUAGAGAGGAGCAUACUACACGAUGUAGUGGAAGUAGCUGGCCUGACAUCCUUCUCCUUCGGGGAAGACGAUGAAUGUCGUUAUGUCAUGAUCUUCAAAAAGGAGUUUGCACCUUCAGAUGAAGAGCUGGAUUCCUACCGUCGUGGUGAGGAGUGGGACCCUCAGAAGGCAGAGGAGAAACGUAGGCUGAAAGAGCUGGCCCAGCGGCAGGAAGAGGAGGCGGCCCAGCAGGGGCCUGUGGUGGUGAGCCCUGCUAGCGACUACAAGGACAAGUACAGCCACCUUAUUGGCAAGGGGGCGGCCAAGGAUGCAGCCCACAUGCUACAGGCCAACAAGACCUACGGCUGUGUGCCCGUGGCCAACAAGAGGGACACACGCUCCAUUGAAGAGGCCAUGAAUGAGAUUCGAGCCAAGAAGCGUCUGCGGCAGAGCGGGGAAGAGUUGCCACCUACCUCCUAGGGACCCCAGCUCCCUGGGGCAGGGCAGGGGGCAGGCAGGGACGAGGCUGCUGCUAUUAGAAUCCAUCCUGGAACCCCACCUCUGAACCACCUCCUAACAGCUAUUGCUCAGGCUGGGGGAAGCAGGUGUUUGAUUUGUCACUGUUGGAGCUUGGAUAUGUAUGUGUGUGUGUGUGUGUGUGUGUGUGUGUGUGUCUGUGUGAAUACACAGGUGGGUAUUUAAUCUGUAUUAUUCUCCAUUCUCCCUGGAAUUUUCUUCCCCGUGGGGCUGGGGUUACUUUACAUUCAAUAAACACUGUUUGACCCAA